UUUGAGGACAAAACCAGUACGGGGUUAUCUGUGGAACUAUUGCUCAUCGUGAGAAAAUGGUCUAUCCGUCGGAUUAUUUGCCCCACUUUCAACCACGAGAUGGUGAUAAUCUACACACUCAGGAGAGCGGUGAUGCAGGUCUUUCUUCUGACAUGGUGCACAAGUUCUGUUACAAGUAUGAAGAAAUUGCCCUGCCUGUAACUGACACAGGGAGUUGUGUGAGGCCCAUUCUUCACAUGAAGCAGUUCCCCAUGAUGGCACAAAGCAAGCCACACCCAUACCCGCCUGAGUCAAGACCUAUGACAGAGGGAUUCUUAAUCAAGUCCAGUUUGGCUGGGAUGCAAAGUGGGCCGCCAAAUAACUUCAAUUGCCAGACAUACACAGAUCGUGACGAUAAUAGCAAGGGAGAGGAAGUAUUCAAGCCUUUACCCGGAACAUCAGCCAUUACAGAGGCACUCAUGGAAGAUGUAGGAAAUAAGGGUAACAUCAUGGAUGCCAACACAGACGCCAAAGAAAACCCAGGAAGCGCUGCACCAGUGGAAGAAGUGACGGCCCAAAACCGCUACAAGAAAAGAGCUGUUGGGAAAAAAUGGAAAGUUUACAAUCUCUGUGUGGUGGCAGUUCUAAUCAUAAACUUUCCUGCCUGUAAUGGAUCUAAUGAUGGGCUAAACUGUUGGGUCUGCAAGGAUCGGGACAAGUGCUCCAGCCUCAACACAAUAUAUGACGAAAAUGACGAUAUCCUGAACUAUGGAAAGAAAGCUUUCUCAGAAUGCUCUCAAAUACCACCGCCUGUGCCUAAGACUCCUAAAACCUGCACAGUAUGCCAGUCCGAUUUUGUCUUCAUUACCUGCUCAAACGACACUAAUGAAAUCCAACCAGAAGCAAAGGAAUCACUCAUUCAAGACAUCCAUAAAACAUGCAUGCAGUAUAAGACUUCUGACCCGAUGCCCAGCAGAGGGACUUCCCAUUACAAUCCUGGCCGUGGACCUAUUGGAUUGAUUUUAAUGGCUGUUCUCUUUCUGAUUGCGAUUGGACCACUGUGAUCUUCUGAGUAAGCGUGAUUUUAUUUUAACAAAACUUUCAUCUUAGAAACACAACUUCCUUAUAUCAGGUCCCUUGAAUAAGUUCAUGAAUGACUAAAGCUAUAGACCAACCCCCCAAAAAAUAUUUCACACCAUUUAAUCCAUUAUACAUUUUAAUACAGUUCCCCAAUCUUAAAAUAGAUGAUUUUAUUCUUUCCUUUUAGUGCUGUAAGAAAAGCUUUGUGAUAUAUUUGAAAAAAAAAAAACUAAUUCUCAGUCCCAGUAAAUCUUGAAUUGGAGAAUAUUUUUAGUUCAAAUAUUGAAAAAAUGGAAAGGGGCUACAAGCAGACUGUUUUGUGGUUCUUUUUUUUUUUCUUUGGCUAAAUGCAAUUUCACUUAACACACUUCUCUCUUUUUUCAAACAGGACUUUGGAUCUUCAACAUUUAUCCCUCAGCAUGAAACAUCACGCUGAAACAUCUUUUUUUUUUUUUUACUCAUAGAUACUUACUUUCUGUCUUAAAAUGUUUUUAACUGUAUUGGCACAGCAUAAUGGCUAAAUAGGAUGUGUUUUAUUGCAUAUGCUUAAGCCCAAAGAAGUCGCCUUUUUUUAGAAAAACAAUUUCCAUAAUAACUGGUUAUUUUUCUGUAAAUCACCUUCAUGCUUAUUUGGCUUAUCAGACUUCAGCUUUACUUGACAGCAAAUAAUUAUGUUUGAAACGCAUCUACAUAUCUGGCCUUAAUUAUAAACACACCUGCAUAUCAAGCUGCAUAUGGUUCAUGUUCUUUUUCAUAACAGACACUGGAACAGAAUAUAAUGUGCUCAGUUAAUAAUCAGAAGAGUGUACAUCAUGGGAAAUCCCUCAGCUGCUAGGGCUUGCAGGAUCAGUGCAGCCAUUUCACUGUGGCAGAUGUAGUGUAUUUUGUUCCCAUACCUAUAUUUUUGCUUAAAAAUCUUUUAAUGGACAGUUAUAUGAAAUGUUAUUUUUUGUCAGAACGCUAUAAAGACA
Molecule: messenger RNA, 2030 nt
Organism: Maylandia zebra (zebra mbuna)
Lineage: Eukaryota; Metazoa; Chordata; Actinopteri; Cichliformes; Cichlidae
Source: RefSeq, a predicted model, not a curated record